AUGUUGGAGGCGGUGAAUUUUCCAAAAAACUUUUUCAGCAAGAGAGGUUUUGAUUCGGAUUUUAUUUACAAUGUCAGAGAUGAUCGGCCCCCUAAUCUAUGGGUCGCUUGGCAGAGAGGGGUGAGCAAGCCUAUCGUUGUGGCUUCCUCAGACCAGCAGAUUUCUAUGAAUGUGCAAUGGGCAGAGACCCUAUUUCUUUUCACUGUGGUGCAUGCAAAAUGUGUGCGGGCUGCUCAAAGAGACCUAUGGAAUGAUUUGGUAAGUGUUAACCCUGGCCUUAACGUGCCCUGGAUGGUGGUUGGGGAUUUUAACGCUACCUUGGCAUCUCAUGAAAAAAGGGGUCCUGGAGUAUUUAACCUGGGGUCGGUUGCGGAUUUGGGAGCUAUGGUGGAUGCUUGCCUUCUUAUUAAAAUCCCAUCUCAGGGUCGAAAAUUCACUUGGUCCAACAACAGAAGGAGGGGCAAUGUUGCUGCUGUUCUGGAUAGAAGUUUCUGCAACGACACCUGGAUCUCCACCUUCUUGGAUCUCCACCAAGUUGUCCUUCAGAGGGUGGCCUCCGAUCACUCCCCGGUCCUGGUGGUGUCUGCGGCUUCAGAAAGACUAAGAAAUUGCCCCUUCAGAUUUCAGCACUUUUGGACAGAGCACGAGACCUUUUUACACACUGUGAAGAGAUCAUGGGACGAGGACAUCAAAGGUUCCCCCAUGGUGGUAUUUGUGGAAAAAUUAAAAAGAUUAAAAGGGGUUCUGCGGACAUGGGGGAAAAGCAGUUUCCCAAAUUUUAACGUUGAGUUGGAGGAUGCAAAGAAAGGACUGAAAGACAUGCAACGGGAGAUUGAGGAACAGGGUAUGUCUGAUGAGAUUUUUUCUUGGGAAGCUAAUGCAAAAACAAGGCAGCUGAAGCCCUUGGAGAAUUACAAAAAAUUAUGGACUGAAAAAGCUCGUAUUAAAUGGCGACUGCAGGGCGAUAGAUGUUCCAAUUUUUUUCACAUCUUUGCAAAGAUGAGAAGAAUUAAACACUCUAUUAGAAUGAUUAGACAAAAGGAUGGCGUGGUUCUUGUUGAAAAAGACCAAAUUGAAGGCUACGUGACCAAGGUUUAUGAAAACUUUCAUAAAGAUGUCCCUACCCAUGAUCAUAUGGAGCUCUUGGAGUGUAUUCCUAAUUCUUUAGAGGAGGACAAGAGGACUGGGCUGGAUUUGACUCCAUCUGAUGAAGAAAUUAAGGGAGCUGUUUGGGACCUCGAUUCUGAGAGCGCCCCGGGUCCGGACGGAUUUCCAGGUACAUUCUAUAAGGUAUGUUGGGAUAUCAUUGCGACAGAUGUUUGCAAAGCUAUUAAUUUCUUUUUCAGAACAGACUACUUGCCUUACAGAAUCAAUAACUUUUUUUUUGGUAUUGAUUCCGAAAGUGAAGGGAGCGAUUUCUCUGGAUAA
This is a messenger RNA of Macadamia integrifolia, 1428 nucleotides long. RefSeq lists its product as uncharacterized. The record is from RefSeq and is a predicted model, not a curated record. The transcript has a single exon. NCBI's taxonomy places the organism in Eukaryota, Viridiplantae, Streptophyta, Magnoliopsida, Proteales, Proteaceae. Gene Ontology annotation, molecular function: catalytic activity. The coding region runs from base 1 to 1428 and encodes 475 amino acids.